Messenger RNA from Nasonia vitripennis (jewel wasp), 3311 nucleotides. RefSeq names its product exosome complex exonuclease RRP44 (gene Dis3). Gene Ontology annotation, biological process: rRNA catabolic process. NCBI's taxonomy places the organism in Eukaryota, Metazoa, Arthropoda, Insecta, Hymenoptera, Pteromalidae. Gene Ontology annotation, cellular component: cytoplasmic exosome (RNase complex); nuclear exosome (RNase complex). The transcript is spliced from 13 exons. Bases 240 to 3197 code for a protein of 985 amino acids. The record is from RefSeq and is a predicted model, not a curated record. Gene Ontology annotation, molecular function: RNA binding; endonuclease activity; 3'-5'-RNA exonuclease activity.
GUGGCGCCCCUAUAAUAUACGCCUUGACUAUAUAUAUAUAUAUAUAUAUAUAAGGUAUAUAUAUACACAUGUAUAUACAUGAUAACGCACGACACCCGAAAAUAUAACCUAACAUGAUUUGAAUCCAGACGUAAUACACGUGCAGGAAGUCGAGAUUUUUUAGUCAGUUAGUUUUGGUUAAAUCGUGUGUAAAUACUCUAUUGAUGACAGGAAGAAUUUUUGUAUAAUAGAAUUCAAAUAUGUUAACUUCAAAGACUUUCUACCGAAAGACCAAAGGUGGCAACAUCUACAAGGUUGUGAGAGAACACUAUUUGAGAGAUGAUAUUUGGUGUGGCUCAGAAGCGUGUGAAAGGUGUGGGCGUAGAAAUAAGGAUAUUAUGCUCGAUGAUGAGAAUCCUGGUGCUAAGAGCAGUUUGUUCUCCCAACCUCAUUACUUAGUUUUUGAUACGAAUAUUAUACUUAAUCAGAUAAAUAUUCUAGAGGAGAAUAUUUUGUGCAACGUCAUCAUUCCACAAACUGUACUUGAAGAGGUACGACACAGAAGUUCUAAUGUUUAUAAGAAGCUCAAAGAAAUUAUUGGAGAUCCUAGUAGAAAGUUUUAUGUUUUUGUAAAUGAACAUCAUAAAGAUACUUACAUUGAGCGCAAGCCAGGAGAAAUUGUAAAUGACAGAAAUGACAGAGCUAUUCGAACAGUUGCCAAGUGGUAUAAUUCUCAUUUAAGUGCACAAAAAAUUAACAUAAAAGCUAUUUUACUUACUGACGAUGAGGACAACAAAAACAAAGCAGAAGAGGCUGGGAUCCCAGUUGCUACCAUGAAAGAUUAUGUUAGCUCACUGGAAAACGCAGGAUUCCUCGUUGAUAAACUUGCUAGAAAAGAUUAUGUAUUGGAUGGAGAGGGUCGAGAGCCACUGUUUCCUUGUCAUCUAUCACCUUCACAGCUGCAUGAGGGUAUUAAAAAUGGCAAAUUUCUGCAAGGUACAUUUUUGGCAUCCAGAGAAAAUUUCUUGGAAGGAAGUGUCAAUUGUGAGAGCAUUGAGAAAUUCGUUUUGGUGCAAGGAAGGGAGGGUUUGAACAGAGCGGUGGAUGGUGACACAGUUGCCAUAGAACUUUUGCCAGAAGAUCAGUGGUCAGCUCCUAGUGACAUCAUUCUGCAGGAUGAAACAGAGGACGAUCCAGGUGAUGUAUUGGACGACGAAAAAAUUUUAACAGAAAACAAAACAGUAGCACCUGCAGAGAAGACACCCACAGGUAGAAUUGUGGGAAUCAUCAGGCGAAAGUGGAGACAGUACUGUGGAAUAUUACAACGCAGCGCUCUGAAAGAAAACACACGGCAUCUUUUCGUACCAGCCGAAAGAAAAAUUCCAAAAGUCAGAAUUGAAACAAGACAGGCAGAGACUUUGAGCAAGCAACGGAUCAUCGUAGCGAUAGAUUCCUGGCCUCGAAAUUCUAGAUAUCCACUGGGACACUUUGUUCGCGCAUUGGGUGAAAUUGGCGAUAAGGAUACUGAAAACGAAGUCUUACUGUUGGAACACGACGUGCCACAUAGUAGAUUCUCAGAUGAAGUUUUGAGCUUCUUGCCAAAGCUACCUUGGGUUAUCACCGAAAGUGAUGUCGCCCAGAGACGAGAUCUUCGUCACAUCGACGUCUGCUCUGUAGAUCCGCCUGGCUGCACGGACAUCGAUGAUGCUCUUCACUGUCGCGAUCUGCCCAACGGAAACCUCGAGGUUGGCGUGCACAUCGCUGACGUCUCGCACUUCAUCCGUCCUGGUACAGCCCUGGACAAGGAAGCCGCGCUCAGGGCCACCACCGUCUACCUUGUUGACAAGCGCAUAGAUAUGGUACCCGAAUUACUCAGCUCGAACCUGUGCUCGCUGAGGGGCAACGAGGAGCGCUUCGCCUUCUCCUGCGUCUGGGAAAUCGAUCACGAGGCCAACAUUAUUAGCAUAGACUACUUUAAGUCGAUUAUCCUGUCGCGAGCUGCUAUGACCUACGAAGAGGCGCAGCUGAAGAUCGACGACAAGACGCAGAAUGACGCGGUAGCCAAGAGCCUCAGGAACCUUAAUAUGCUCGCUAAGAAGUUGAAGAAGAGGCGUUUGGAAAAUGGAGCUCUGGUGUUGGCAUCUCCGGAGAUUCGUUUUCAAGUGGACAGUGAGACACACGAUCCGAUAGAUGUCCAGGCCAAACAGAUGCGUGAGACCAAUUCCAUGGUCGAGGAGUUCAUGUUGCUGGCAAACAUCUCUGUAGCCAAGAAGAUCCUCGAGGAGUUCCCCGAGUGCGCAAUGCUGCGUCGUCACCCGGAGCCGCCUCAGGUGAACUUCGACCCGUUGAUCAAGGCCGGCAGACAUCAAGGCUUCGAGAUCAACACGAGCAGUGGCAAAGAGUUGGCCAAGUCCCUCGAAGCUGCCCAGAAGGAGAACAAUCCUUACUUCAAUACGAUGCUCAAGAUCCUCGCCACCAGGUGUAUGAUGCAGGCGGUUUACUUUACCAGCGGUAUGGUGCAGGAGACUGAGUUCUUCCACUACGGUCUGGCGUGCCCAAUUUACACGCACUUCACGUCUCCCAUUAGAAGGUAUGCCGACGUGAUAGUUCAUCGACUGCUGGCGGUGUGCGUAGGCGCAGACGCCACCUACCCAGAUUUGCUGGAUAAGAAGAAAAGCCACGCGCUUUGUCACAAUCUCAAUUACAGAAACCGAAUGGCGCAGUAUGCCGGCAGGGCCUCCGUGGCAUUGAACACGCACUUGUUCUUCAGGAAUAAGGUACAGGAGGAGGAGGGUUACAUUCUUUUCGUGCGCAAGAACGCGCUACAGAUUCUCAUCCCGAAGUUUGGCCUCGAGGGUACUCUGUACCUGAGCAAGAAGGGCGAGACGUCGCCAGUGACCUUCAUCUACGACGAGGAGGAACACACGCAGCGUUGCGGCGACAUCAUCUUCCGCUCGUUCGAUCAAGUGGUCGUGCAGCUGAGCCUUGACCGGUCGAACGUCCAGCACGAGAAGCUGGUCUUCAAACUCGUCAAGCCAAUGAUUCCGGGCUUCAGUAUUCCUUCGAGCAGUGAGGGUACAGCCGCUGACAAGCCGGCCGAGGAGCCGAUGGAGCUGUCCGAGGAGAUCCCUCAGAAGCGGAAGGACGAGCAAGAAAUCGAGCCGGAAGAGGCGCCGACGACGAAGAAAGGAAGAAAGAAGAAGAGGAGGAAAUACUGAGCGUCAAGUGCGCGCGGCCUGUAUAUUUGUUAUUUGACGUAUGAUUAUACAAAUGACUCUAGUGUAUCCGACGAAGAUCGUAAGAAUAUCAACUUUUUUUCUCAGAAAAAAAUA